This is a messenger RNA of Leptonychotes weddellii (Weddell seal), 2357 nucleotides long. The record is from RefSeq and is a predicted model, not a curated record. Lineage: Eukaryota; Metazoa; Chordata; Mammalia; Carnivora; Phocidae.
UAAAAAUGCUUUUUGACUGUUUUUAAAGAAUUCUAUACCGUAGCGUGCCCUAUCUUUAUGAAUGGGUAGUUUAUAUGUUUCUUUACAGACUUUCUAGGUCCCGAGGUGACUGAGGCUGCUGGAUUUCUUUUGUUGACUGGUGCAUCUCAUUACAGGUGCUCAAUCUGAUAUUGUAUCUUACAAGAUCCCUGCCAGGAGAGACAUUCGAAUAUCAUAGUGAAGUCUGUACGUGAAGGAUUGAUGCCUUUAGGGGAAAAAAAGUAAUAGCCACCUUCAGGAACCGCCACAUCUCAAUUCUGCAUGAACAAAGCAAGAUUCUGAGAGUGGCUGCCCCUGAGAAGCAGAAAUCAUUCUUGUGGAUAGCCAUUGGCUCCUGAGGUUCUAUCAGAGAUGAGGCACCUUUAAUACCUGAGAGUGACUAUUCUCCAUAAGGCACUGGAAAAUCAGCUUUCAGGGACUGACAAGGACACUGAAGCUGUUAGUAAUAGUGUAUCUACUGAUGUCCUUCUAGAAGAGAGCAAAGCUUUGGUUAUAUUACAACUUAAGAACUGCAAAGAGGUGUAGUAAUCCUGGUGGAGGACUGAAUCCAGGUACUCAAAAAAGAAGUUAUGCCCUCUCACAAUGCUAUACUUUCCCAAGGGGGGAACAUGGAGGAGAAAGAAAUGAGUGAUGGAUCACAGAUAGUCAGGUCUCAGGAAUCACUGACAUUCCAGGACGUGGCAGUGAACUUCACCAGAGAAGAAUGGGACCAGCUGUACCCUGCUCAGAAGAACCUUUACCGAGAUGUGAUGCUGGAGAACUACAGGAAUCUGGUAGCACUGGGGCAUCAACUUUAUAAGCCAGAGGUGAUCUCUCAUUUGGAGCAAGAGGAGCAGUGGGUGAUGGAAAGAGACAGCCCACUGGAUACUCACACAGAUGGGGAGAGUAGACCUGAAAUCAAAAAAUCAACUCCAAACCGGAAUAUUUCUGAUGAAAAUCAAAAUCAUGACAUGAUAAUGGAGAGACUAACAGGAGAUAGUUUCUGGUACUCCAUCUUGGGAGGACUCUGGGAUUUUGAUUACCAGUUAGAGUUUAACCAAGAAAACCAGCAGAGACAUUUAGCACAAGUAUCUUUCACCCACAAAAAGAUCACACAGGAGAGAAGCCAUGACUGUAAUAGAUUUGGAGAAAACUAUAAUGUGAACUCAAACCUUAUUAUGCAUCAGAGAAUUCCUUCAAUUAAAAUACCCCUUAAUUCUGACACACAAGGAAAUAGCAUCAAACGUAAUUCAGACUUGAUUUACUAUCAGGGAAACUAUGUAAGAAAUAAUCCUUAUGAAUAUAAUGAGUGUGGAAAAAUCUUCAAUCAACAUAUUCUUCUUACUAAUCAUAUUCACACUGAAGAGAAACCCAGUGAAUGUGGAAAGGUUUUCAGCCACAAUUCAUCUCUUACUCAACCUCACAUAGUCCUUACAGGAGAGAAGCCCUAUAAGUGUGAUGAAUGUGGGAAAAGAUUCAGCCAGAGGAUACAUCUUAUUCAACAUCAGAGAAUUCACACAGGAGAAAAACCUUUUAUAUGCAAUGAAUGUGGGAAAGCCUUCCGUCAACAUUCAUCCUUUACUCAACAUCUGAGAAUUCAUACUGGAGAGAAGCCCUAUAAAUGUAAUCAAUGUGGUAAGGCAUUUAGCCGUAUCACAUCCCUUACUGAACAUCAUAGACUUCAUACCGGAGAGAAACCUUAUGAAUGUAGUUUUUGUGGGAAAGCCUUCAGCCAGAGGACACAUCUUAAUCAGCAUGAGAGAACUCAUACAGGAGAGAAACCCUAUAAAUGUAAUGAAUGUGAGAAAGCCUUUAGCCAGAGUGCACACCUUAACCAACAUAGGAAAAUCCAUACUCGGGAGAAAUUAUGUGAAUAUAAUAAAUGUGAGAAAACCUUAAGUCCCAGUCCUUCACUUACCCAGCAGCACGUAACUCAUGCGGGGGGAAUCAUAUGAAUAUAUAAAUCUGGGAAAACUUUUGGUCAGAUCUUUUCAUCCCAUUCAAUAUCAAAUUAUUCAUAGAGAGAAAGCUUAUAAAUAAACUUUUAAUACAUAGAAACUAAAUAAAUUUAGGUCUUAAAUUAGCAUGUUCCCAGGAGAGAUUAUAAAUAGUGAAAAUAAUUUAUUUUAUAAAUAAGAUUAUAUUAAGAGUCAUGUUCCAAAUCUGAUAUAAAACUUUUUUCAAUGACCAGAAAUCUUGUAGGCAAUAAUCUGUAAUUAUUCACCUGUAACUUUUAUGAUAUAAAGUUUUUAAAUUAUGUAAACAUUGAUUAAGGCAAUGAUGUGGUGUAACUAGUCACAUAAACUUGAAAUAAACAUAAAAGCAAUAUUUCUCAAACU